This is a messenger RNA of Alexandromys fortis (reed vole), 1142 nucleotides long. Its product is annotated as CCR4-NOT transcription complex subunit 2-like. Gene Ontology annotation, biological process: regulation of stem cell population maintenance; regulation of DNA-templated transcription; nuclear-transcribed mRNA poly(A) tail shortening. Gene Ontology annotation, cellular component: P-body; CCR4-NOT core complex. Lineage: Eukaryota; Metazoa; Chordata; Mammalia; Rodentia; Cricetidae. The record is from RefSeq and is a predicted model, not a curated record.
CAGGGUUAGGUAGCCCCAACAGAAGCUCGCCCAGCAUAAUAUGUAUGCCAAAGCAGCAGCCUUCUCGACAGCCUUUUACUGUGAACAGUAUGUCUGGAUUUGGAAUGAACAGGAAUCAGGCAUUUGGAAUUAAUAACUCCUUAUCAAGUAACAUUUUUAAUGGAACAGAUGGCAGUGAAAAUGUGACAGGAUUGGACCUUUCAGAUUUCCCAGCAUUAGCAGACGGAAAUAGAAGGGAAGGAAGUGGUAACCCCACCCCAUUAAUAAACCCCUUGGCCAGAAGAGCACCUUACGUUGGAAUGGUAACAAAACCUGCAAAUGAGCAAUCCCAGGACUUCUCAAUACACAAUGAAGACUUUCCAGCAUUACCUGGUUCCAGCUAUAAAGAUCCAACUUCAAGUAAUGACAACAGCAAAUCUAAUUUGAAUACAUUGGGGAAGACGACGUCAAGUACAGAUGGACCCAAAUUCCCUGGAGAUAAAAGUUCAACAACACAAAACAAUAAUCAGCAGAAAAAGGGGAUCCAGGUGUUACCUGAUGGUCGAGUUACUAACAUUCCUCAAGGGAUGGUGACGGACCAAUUUGGAAUGAUUGGCCUGUUAACAUUUAUCAGGGCAGCAGAGACAGACCCAGGAAUGGUACAUCUUGCUUUAGGAAGUGACUUAACAACAUUAAGCCUCAAUCUGAACUCUCCUGAAAAUCUCUACCCCAAAUUUGCAUCACCCUGGGCAUCUUUGCCUUGUCGGCCUCAGGACAUGGACUUCCAUGCAUCUGAAUAUUUAACGAACAUUCACAUUAGGGAUAAGCUGGCUGCAAUCAAGCUUAGCCGAUACGGAGAAGACCUCCUCUUCUAUCUCUAUUACAUGAAUGGAGAAGAUAUGUUACAACUCUUAGCUGCAGUAGAGCUUUUUAACCGUGAUUGGAGAUACCACAAAGAAGAACGAGUGUGGAUUACCAGAGCACCAGGCAUGGAGCCCACAAUGAAAACCAAUACAUAUGAGAGGGGAACAUAUUACUUCUUUGACUGUCUGAACUGGAGGAAAGUAGCUAAGGAGUUCCAUCUGGAAUAUGACAAAUUAGAAGAACGGCCUCACCUGCCAUCCACCUUCAACUACAACCCUGCUCGGAAAGAGAUAUCUUGA